Ramularia collo-cygni is the source of this 1704-nucleotide messenger RNA. RefSeq names its product related to MFS drug efflux pump. Lineage: Eukaryota; Fungi; Ascomycota; Dothideomycetes; Mycosphaerellales; Mycosphaerellaceae. Gene Ontology annotation, molecular function: transmembrane transporter activity. Gene Ontology annotation, biological process: transmembrane transport. The transcript is spliced from 7 exons. The record is from RefSeq and is a predicted model, not a curated record. Bases 1 to 1704 code for a protein of 567 amino acids.
AUGGCAGAAACAGAGAAGGGAACGAUCGAGCGUAUCGAGACGCGGUCAGAUUACGAAUCACCUACUCGACAGAAAGGCAGCCCUCUUGAGAAGACUGACACUAUCGAGGCGAUUGCCUUGGACAACCAUCAUGCCUUCAUGGGAGAUGACUCCGAUGGCAAAGUUCGAUGGACAACCAAGAAGUUGCUCGCCGCUGGCUUUCUGUCAAUGCUGUACACAGGCUCCCAGCUUCCGCUUUAUUUCACUGGAGGUACUCUCAGCUUUAUUGCCGAAGAUCUUGACGCWCAUGAUGCCAUUGGAUGGCUCCCAGUAGCCAAUACACUUGCCAUUGCAUCGGUUUGCCCCUUUGUAGGCUAUCUUCAGGACCUGUUCGGGAAGCGAUACAUUGCUCUCUUUGGAGCGCUUCUUCUCUGUCUCGGCUGUGUCGUUCUCGGAACUGCCCAACAUCUCGGUGCAGGCCUUACAGGUAUGGCGUUGGCGGGUGCGGGCGCUGGUAUUGGUGAAUUGACGGGGUUGGCUGGACUCGCUGAGACUGUGCCUGUGAAGCACCGUGGCUACUCACUUGCAGCUCUCACAGCAUUCGUUAUUCCAUUAUGCCCAUAUGUAAUGUACUCGCAACUAUUCUCCACCAGAGGAUCGAACCCAACAUGGAGGUGGGGAGCAUGGAUCUGUCUAGUCUACAACGGCGUGACUCUGAUCGGUCUUCUCUUCUGCUACUUCCCGCUCGGUCACGCACGUGCGGCGGGAUUGAGCACCAUGGCAGUCGUCAAACGUAUCGACUACGUCGGCGGGUUUGUAUCGAUCAUCGGAUUGACACUAUUUCUUGUCGCUCUUCAAGCCGGUGGCUACAGUCAUCCCUGGACGAGCGCAUACAUUCUCUGCCUACUCCUCUUUGGCAUCGCCUUGAUUUUUGCAUGGAUAGUCUGGGAAGGAAAAUUCGCCCGUCACCCCAUGAUUCCCAAAGAACUCUUCACAGGCCAGAAAGUCGUCGCGCCCGCUUUCGCAGUCGCUUUCGUCGCAGGAAUGAACUUCUUCUCCCUUCUCAACUUCUGGCCUCUGACCAUCUCCAACGUCUGGUCUCCAGAUCCCAUAGCGAUUGGAUGGCGUGGACUUCCCGUUGGACUUGCCACGGCAGUAGGAGCCAUCUUUUGGAACUUUCUCCUCAGCGCCUGGACAGGCAACUCUAGAUGGGUACUUUUCAUGGCUUCCGCUAUGCUCACGGCUUUUGGAGGCGCUUUGGCCAGCAUGGAGCCUGGCAAUGCCGCUCAAUCCGUCACUUUGGCUUCCUUUGCUGCUUUUGGACUAGGAGGUGUGAUUGUGCCGGCUGCUACUGUCGCCAUGGUUGCUUGUCCGGAUGCUCUCAUCACGACUUGUGCUGCGUUAUCCCUGUCUGUCCGUGCCGUCGGCGGUGCCAUUGGAUACAGUAUUUACUACAGUGUGUUCAACAAGAAGUUGACCUCCCGCCUCCCGGUCUUGAUUGGAACGUACGCUGUUGGAGCUGGUCUACCUUCCACAAGCGUCGAGCUAUUUGUUGGAACAAUGCUCACUGCGCCGGCAAAUAUCUCUUCUGUCCCGGGCGUGACUCCAGAGGUACUGGCAGCUGCGACUUUGGGAAGGCAGUGGGCUUAUGCAGAGGCUCUCCACCUUGUUUGGUACGUGAGCAUUGCUUUUGGGAGUCGCGGUGGAUCUACACUGAGCUCAUAA